AUGUUUAGCAGCGACCAAUUGACAAGCGGAGUAGAAAGAAGGUUAGAUGCACUGCAAAUGGCAUCUGGUACCGGUGGCGGAGAGGUUUACGCUUCACUAAACCCAUUUUGUAAUCACACACUCUUAGGCGAAAUUAGAGGUCUAAGAAUCGAAUCGUCAACCGAUGACAUCAGGUCAAUCAGCCGAGCUUCUCCUAAUGCACUCGUAAUCGGCUCCUCCCUCAUCUGCAUCUGUGAUUGUAUAAGUCGGUCGGACCUCCGCUUAAGGAUAACCGCGCUCAACCUGCGUCAACAUCCCUGGCAAAGUCUUCCAACUUCCUCCACAGAAGCAAUGCGACUUUGCUUCAGGGCCGAUUCCAAAUCAACGUCAUCUAUCUGUGUUGUGCCUCUGCAACAUCCCAUUUAUUGCUAUCUCUGGGUUGACUGCAUAGCUCCAGCUCCCUCUUUUCUUUCUAUCCUUCUGAUUAAGCACAGCCUAUGCUGA
This is a messenger RNA of Protopolystoma xenopodis, 483 nucleotides long. NCBI's taxonomy places the organism in Eukaryota, Metazoa, Platyhelminthes, Monogenea, Polystomatidea, Polystomatidae. The record is from the annotation of a GenBank genome assembly.